AUGGUCAUGCCAUGGAUGACUGUAUUUUCAAUGCAUAAUAAAUGGCCAUUUGACUAUCGUUUUUGUCAUAUAUGGAUGUCUGUUGAUUUUACGUGUUCAACAGCAAGCUUUUUAACAUUAGCAUCAAUGGCUUUAGACAGAUAUUGGGCAUUAGGUCGACCGUAUAAUCAUUUACGCAAUCGUUCACGUUCAACCGUUUUGAUAUUUAUAUUUUUAUCAUGGCUUGUACCACUUGGUGUUUGGCCAUUUUCAGUAUUUGUUAGUCAACGAUUUAGUGAUAAACGAGAAUGUGCUCAUCCAGCACCAGCAUUCAUCAUCUUAAUAUUGUGCACAUUUUUCUAUUAUAUACCACUUAUAUUCAUGUUAGUUUGUUACAGUAGAAUUAUUGUCAAUAUCAAAUGUAUUGAAAUCAUGAUUAAAGGUGCAUGGGGUACGAUCAAAUUUAAUCCUGAUGGUGGUACAUCACUCACUGCUACACCAUCGAAUAAUGACACAAAACGACAUCGCGGUCGUAGCAUAAUAGAAACGUGGAAUAUGAGCUCAACUGUAAAAAAUGGACAUAAUAAAUCGAUAUCUCCACCAAGAUCCUCUAUUCAUAGCUUAUUAACAUCUUCUAUACGUUCACGUAGUGAAAGACGAGGAAUAUUGAAUAUACAAGACCACGCGCAUAAUAAGAAUAACACGAGUAAUAAUUCGGAACAAAUACCAUUUAUUGUUCGUGGAUUUACCUCAUAUCGAUAUCAUAUGGGAGCGAAAAACAGACAUAAACUAAAAAAUAGCGAUAAAACACGAAUGUCAAAUGUUAGGCGUGCCACAACAGUCGAGCAAACUCUAUCAUCUCCAAAUCACACCAAUACUCAAAUAACACCAGCAACAUCAUUAAUAAUGAUAAAAGCAAUUCAUAAUGAGAAUAAUACAAGACGAUGUAGUAAUAGUUUGACAACAACGGUAAUUAAACAACGUCGAAAGUCAUCAAAUGGUGCUAGUACACAAGCAAAAUUUACGGGUAAUACACGAACUUUGUAUCAGUCUAACGUUAGUGAACUAAAAGCAGAUGAUGAUCGUGGUAAUGGAAUGAUAUGUGUUAAUGGUCAUAGUCACACAGAUUCAUAUCAUUCAAGGAUAAAUAGUCGAACAUCUAGUCUACCAUUACCAGAUUGCUUGUGUUAUUGUCAAAAACAUCCACCACUACGUUCUCGACGACACAUGACCGUAACAGCUACUACCGACCAUGAAUAUGUCGGAUCAGCUACUUCACGUUCAGAACAGUCUCAUUCACAUUCUCAUUCAUCUGACUAUAGUGAACAUUCAAGUUCGAUUGACGAUAAAGAACAUGGACGUUUAAGACGAAAUUGUGUUGCUCAACGCAUACCAUCGAGACCGUCAACAUCAUUUAAUUCUAGUCGGUAUAGCUCCCGAGCAAUAGCAAAUUUUAUGACUGAAAGACAAAAAGCACGUCUUAGACGUAAUCAAAAAGCAAGUAGAAUGUUAGGUAUACUUUUGGUAGUGUUCUUGAAUGCUGGUGUUGAAACCGAACGUCAAUUCAAAGAAAUGAACCAGAUUGCCGAUGAUACAGAUGAAUCGUUGAAAAAAGCUCUUGAACACACGACAAUCAGAGGUGAACAAUUACAAGAAUUAAAUUAUCGUAGUGAAGAAUUAUUAAAUAAAAAUGUCAAUUUAAGAUUCGGAAUAUCAAAUUAUCGGAAAAAUAAAGAACGAGAUUUACUUUGGAGGCGUUUUAAAUAUUGGGCAAUCGGUUUAACAACUAUAGGUGGCAUCAUCCUCAUUUUUGUUCUAAGCAUUGUCCUGAAAAAUAAAAAAUCAACACACAUAUCUCAAUCUCAAACAAUUCCCAUCGAACAGUCUCCAUCAUCAUCAUCAAUUGCGAAACAGAUUACGGACACGUCGCUUUUAAAAGAAGAUUUUGCGUUCAAUACGGCUAUUAUAACACAAACUUCUGCCACUGGUGCAACACCAUCACGUAAAAAAUUAUAUGUUCAAC
Messenger RNA from Didymodactylos carnosus, 2002 nucleotides. NCBI's taxonomy places the organism in Eukaryota, Metazoa, Rotifera, Eurotatoria, Philodinida, Philodinidae. The record is from the annotation of a GenBank genome assembly.